UGACCUCACAUGGAGUUUCACGGAGGCCGCUACUGCUGCAUCAAUCGUCAUCUUUCCCAUGAAGAGUUGGGCAUUUUUAUUGUGUGUCGGGAAGAGGAUUCAAGAGACGAUGAUGUCUAAUAAAAAGAUGAGACAUCGUAUUAUUAUGGCGGCAGCGUCAGGGAUUGAGCAGCCCAAGUCCCCGUUUGGGUUUAGUGCCUAUGGGAGAUCGUUGGCGACGAGGACAGCAAAUUAAACGAGGAGGGUGGCAUCGGCUGAACCCGUCAAGAAUCAUGACCAGCCAGUCUGCCUGACGUCUGGAGGCCGGUGGUUGACCUCUGCUCACUUGGCCGGUCCAUUUGUUUGUUUCCCGCGCGCCACAUUCGGAGGCUCAUCGCAAGAGCCAAACGUGACCGCGCGGCGGUCUUGACGCCGCGAUUUUGACUGCGAGUAGGGAAGCCUGAUCUCGGAGAUACUCCCAGAGCUCUUUUGCCAUCCAGAGUACGCGUUGUGUGCAUUGCUCAUUUCGCCUUUCAUCGCUCCAACCCGCGCAUCACACCUGUUCCUGCAGAAUGAGCUUGGCUUAUAGCCGGACUUCCAAUUCGUUCGUGGUAACAAGCCAGCUGUGUCGAAAACGACAAUUGAUGGUUUUUCAACUCCACGACCUGGGGGUUUAUAGCUCUUUGUGAAAGCUAGAGUUGCCGUCUGAGAAGUAGAUCAGACGUUGAGCACAUCCAAUUGGUCCAUGCAAUGGAAUCAUACAAAUGCGUUCCUGUACGAUUUGCAAUUACAAUUUUGGUCGUACAGAACUGAACCUUUCCUGGGACAGAUACUCAUUGACGUGGAGCGAUGAGUACUCCCGGCGGCGCUGCUGUCGCCGCUUGCACACCAUGUCGCACGGUGAAAAUGAAAUGUAUCCGCGAGCCGGAUUCCACAAUGUGCAAUCGAUGUAAGAGGAAAUCACUAACUUGCUACUAUGAGACGCAUCGUCGAGGUCGCAAACCCGGUACAAAAUUACGUCCCAAAGCAGAACGGAUGAAAGCUUCCAAUACUGCUUCUGCAUUAACAAGUAUGCAUCAGGGUUCGAAUCCACCAACGGCUUCGGCAGCGGAACCGACCCCAAAAAUUGAACGGGAAGAUACACUGAGCCAGCAUAGCGGUCACCUCCUUAUUGAUGUGAAACACCACAACCUGUCCCCCAUAUCAAAGGCAAGCUCCGCAAGGGAAGCCUCAACCUUGAAAAGCAUGCAAAUAAACCGUUCACUUGCCUCAGAUAGCCUUGCGCCAUUUGCACUAUUAAGAAAAUCGGCGACGGUAGGGAACUUUACAAUUGCCAACAUUCUCAACGUGGAGGAGGAGACUCCGGCUGGAGAGGAGACUCCCGAUCCUGACAUUUUAGGACAAGAUGACUUACCGAUGAAGGAUCCGGAUGACCCAGUGAAUCGAAACUUAUUAAGCAUGCCCAGUGCUCAGGGGUUGUUUGAUAACUUUUUCAAAUAUAUGAACCCAUUUAUAUGUCAAUUUGACCCUGUGAUGCAUACACUGCGUUACGUCAGGAGUCGAUCACCGUUCCUGUUUUCAGCCCUCCUUGCAGCUGCUGCCAAAGUAUUUUCUCCACAACUAUACCUUAAACUUCACGACCACGUUGAGUUUCUUCUACGCAAGAUUCUUGGCUCGGGUGAGAAGUCCACUGAAAUUGUGCAGGGAAUAUGUCUUGUAACGCAUUGGAAAGAGCCAAGUGACUCUCGAGCGUGGAUGUUAGUUGGUUAUGCUAUUCGCGCUUGUAUGGAGAUGGGAUGGCAUAAAAUAAGUCCAACUCAUUUGGAUCCCGUGUUCGAGGACGGGAACAGGGGCAGUGCAAACGAGAUGGAGCUAAGGGAACGAAGAAAUAAAGAGCGCACUUGGCUUAUGCUGUUUGUAUACGAUCGGAGCGUGAGCCUGCAAUUAGGAAGGCCGUCGAUGAUCCAUAUGGAUCACUUGAUUCGGAACGCAGAAACCUGGCACCAACAUGCUUAUGCAGUUCCCGGCAUUGAUGAAGUUAUGGUUUCGUUUGUGCAACUAAGAAUCCUCGGUUUUGAUCUGCUGGAUGUAUUUUGGCUGCACCCGGUCGCGACAACAUCGCAGACAAUUGAUAAGGACGAAUUUAUUUUGAAGACCUUCAAUAGCGAACUGGAUAGGUGGGAAGCAAAAUGGUAUAGGAUACUGGAUGAAGCCAGCAGUUCUGUCUGCCAUCGAUUCCUUGUUCGGUUCUACGGAAAUCAUUUACGUCUUCUGAUUCAUUCUUUUCGGUUGCAACUCUCAAUCCUAAGCGGCAAUGUUUCCAAAGAGUCGUUAUGGAUCUGCUAUUCAAGUGCCCUGGAGAUGUUACGCCUAGUGGUGCAUCGUCUGGGGAUGGUUUCACAUCUUUAUUACUGUCAGGACUCGGUACAUGUAAUGGUGGCUUAUGCCGCCGUUGUUAUAAUCAAGAUCUUACUAUCCCUGCCCGGCGAGCUCUCAGCCGAAUCCGAAGUCACCAUCCUCGACCUUCUCUGCAAAGCGAGCGAGGACUUCGGCCGUCAGUGUUCCGCAAACAACACUAGCUGCUUCUAUCAAAGCAGAUUCCUAGCUAAUGUGGUGACACAAUUUCGCAAAUCAAAGGCGAAAGCAAACCCCCCAACUAGCACUUUGAUCAAACAACAUGAUGGAUCGCAAAUCCCAGAUCCAUAUGUGAGACCAUCAUUGCAGAUCCAUCAAACGGGUUUGAUUCAGCAGCAGCAACUCCAGAGUCAGUCGCCACUUGAACCUUCGCCGUCAUCACAUUAUCCUCCUGGUCCGCAACAGCGGUUGCCAAGUGAUAUGUACCCGCUACCCCACGCGUCGACUGCUGCUUCAAUUCAAUUUUCAGCCUUGAACAAUCCUCUUUCGCAACAGCAUUCUCAGGUCUCUCCAUCUGACGCAAGUCCGUUGACCGCAUCGAUGCUGCAUGCAUCAAUGACGGCCGCAGCAAAUCCGAUACAAUGUAUGAGCAAUCAUCCUCCAAACCCGAAUCCGACUGGUAUGUUAUGCUCCGAUGCUCCUCCCCCCUCUGCAGCCAUCACUAGCAGCAAUGGCUUUCAGUCAUUUAUGCCGAUGAACGAAGUGUCGAGCGGCGAUGGAGGUAAUAAUUAUGCGUUUGCGUCAUUUACGGAUACGGGAGCUUGGGAGAAUUUGUUUGCGCAUGCAGGAUUUAACAUCAACAGCGGCGCAUUUAUACCCAACCUAGAGGAAGACUAAGGAGCUGGGCGAGGUUAUGUCGGGUGUCUGUAUUUUCACAUUAUCUCUAAUAUAUGGAGUACGGAGUACUAAUUCGGGAGCUUCAUUUUGGGCAGGGAGGUGUGAUUUUUUUGGUUUCCUCCUUCCCUUGUUUCGAUUAAAAUGAAGUUGAACUUCAUUGUAUAUAUUAGCCGUUUAAGGAAGUCCAAGCCUGUAGCAAGCCAUAGCUACAUACGUAUCGCAAAUCUCAGAAUUGCAUAUAUCAAAGACUACUUUUUU
Molecule: messenger RNA, 3489 nt
Organism: Coccidioides immitis RS
Lineage: Eukaryota; Fungi; Ascomycota; Eurotiomycetes; Onygenales; Onygenaceae
Exons: 7
Coding region: 829-3231 (800 amino acids)
Biological process (GO): DNA-templated transcription; regulation of DNA-templated transcription
Cellular component (GO): nucleus
Molecular function (GO): zinc ion binding; transcription cis-regulatory region binding; DNA-binding transcription factor activity, RNA polymerase II-specific
Source: RefSeq, a predicted model, not a curated record